CUGAGUUUGGCGGGGAUUAGGAAGUAUUCGUUUCUCUGUCCCAAGUUUACCUCAUAUGUAGCUAAGGUUUUCCGUCAAUGUUCAAAUGGUAUUUAGUGGACUAUGCUGAACAACCUAUGGAAAAAGUACAUAAUCAAGAUAAAAUGUGAGAAAAAUAUUACUACGGAACGACCUAACACUCCAUCAGUUAUAUAUCUUUGUCGUAUUUGUUCCGGUUUUCGAACAGAUAAUGAAUCUUUAGUUGAAACUCACCUUAUUGAUAGACACCAGAUUCAGAUCAAAAUGUAUUCAGAACUAUGUUCAUGUGAUGACUCAAAUGAUUCCAAUCAUAUUGGUCUGGAGUCAGUAUUAACCACUGAUAAUUCAACCUUCGCUGCUUCCGAUACUAAAGAAGAUCACACUUCAGACAUUUUAAACACUUUGUAUUGCCAAACAUCUUAUGCAUCAAAAUCUCCAAAAAAUGUAGAUGAAGCUUCUCCUGUUACCAACGAUCUAAAUUCAGUUGAUUCAAUCAGUCCCCCACAGUCACCAGUUUCUCCUGUUUUAAGAGAAUUGAACAGCACACGUAAGAAGAUUACGAUCACUUUAAACAGCUCACCACCACUGCCUACAACGGCACCGAAUGUUCCAGAACUUCUAAAUCCAGAAAAACCUGUGGGUAUAUCCGGUGGGGACGAUGAAUCUACUUCAUCUUUGGUAUAUGGGGCAUUCUUAUCCGCAUCUAAUUCACCCAAAGAUCCAAUAAACUCUUCCUUGAAGCAUAAGUGCCCUGAUUGUAACCGUUGUUUUAGUAGUUAUAAAGCAUUUGAACGUCACACUCUUCGAUCGCAUGCACCAGCUCAUCAGUCUGAUGAAAAACCAGUUGAUUUAGAUGGCCAUUCACCUGAGAAAUAUUCAUCCACCACUGUAAACUAUGAAUUUAUGUGCUCUCAGUGCAAUCGUAGUUUUGCUACCAGUCAGGCAUACAAAAUCCAUGCAAGAGCGCAUAAAUCAAACAAAAAGUCCACGCGAUCUAAUGAUACAGUUAAUAGUUAUAGGAAUGAUUUACUUGAUAGUAAUAAUAAUAAUCAUCGUAAAGAAAACAUCAUUGAAUCUCGAUAUCGUACAAUUCUACCUAAACCGUGUAAUAAGCAAUCAUCCAUGCAGUUUUCAUUGCUGGAUCUAAAACCAAAACGUCGAAAUGCUCGUCGUCAGACUAACAGUUUAUUUUCAUCUGAACAAAAUUCAUUAUUGGCAAGAAAAGUCAAUAAGAACGAUGGUGGUAAUAAUACUUCUAUUGGACUAUGCAAAUAUUCAUCAAAUUAUACGUCGAACGGGAAUCUGCAUAUUCAUCCAAAUUCAGCCAACAUUGUUCUCCACUCUGCAAAUAAUAAUCCUGAUAACCAAAAUGAUGGUAUGAAUAUAAAUAAUCAUGUAAUUUAUGAUUCUAUGGUCAACACAAGUGAUACAGUUAAUAAACCACCGCAUUUACUCACUGUUGCAGCAGCUUAUGCCUCCCAGAUUUCUUUCACUACAUGUAACAGUAGUGAUACGUCACAAAAUUUAUCAAAUGAUUCUUCUAUUCCCGGUGUUCAAGUCUACCCUAUUCCAUGGUCGUCUGAUGCACAUAAUUCUAGUCUAGUAUCUACUGAUUCCCUCAUAUCUAAUGUUGUAGUUAAUUCAUCAAUAGAAAAUCCAGUUUCUUGUUGUUCAGACAAUCAGCUACAUACAACUAAAGCUAUAACUACAAAUUGUGACUUGUCAUUUAGUCAUGAAUCUUUAACACCGUAUUCUUUUAUUCAACUAUAUCCUGUUAUGAGUUCCGAUGGUGUAUUAUAUUAUAUGACAGGUACACCAGUUGAAUUAACUCAAACAAAUAAUAAUAAUUCCAAUGAAAUAAAUUUUAAUCAUACUAUCAUAUCUACUAAUUGUGAAUCAAAUUACGAAUAUACAACAGAUGAAAUUUGUUCAUCUAAUGAUAACAAAAAUGAGAAUAAAAACAGUGAUCAUAUUCAAAUAAAUUCUUCAAUAUCCCAGAAUUUUUCCACGACUGAUAUUGAUUCUGCAUUGCUAGCAAACAAGAUAACUUCAUGUGCUUAUAUUGUGAAUAAUAAUAGUACCAGUAAAAGUGAUGAAGGGACUGUAUACUUCUCUUCACAUUAUGAUGGUGUAUCAACAAACUGUCAGCCAGUUUCAGAUUACUUGUCAAAUGAUGUUGAAGUGAUCGAUUUAAAUAUUCCUGUUACUGUUGUUCAUUUGGAUCAAAAUCAUAUUUCUGCUGACUCCCAACUGUCUACAACCAUUUACGAUAUGGAUUCUAUGCUUAAUCAAGAUUUUCCUCUGUCAUAUUCCAAUUCAGAAGCCACAGAUCAAGGGCAAUUAUCUGAACAACUAUCAUUGGCAGUUAGUUGUGAUAAAGACCAAAACAAUCUUGAUAACAGUAAUAAUGAUGUUAAUGAGCAAUCGAUAUGUGAGACGACAACAAAUGUUGGAGUUUCAGAUUCGCACUCAUCGGAGUUGGUGACUACACAAGUUUCAAAAGAAUCUCAUCUUUCUUUACCACCUACUAUUUUUAAUGCCUCCGAUACUUCUUCCCAAUUGAAUAAUAGUAAUAGUGAUAAAAUCGACUAUGAGAGCAUUGAUUGUAUAAAGGAAUAUUUAAAUUUCAAUAAAACCAUUACGGAAUCACUAAAUAACAAUACGAUAUCCACAUUACAAAACUUCAUUGAAUAAUAACUUAAACAAUAACACUUGACCUUUAAUAAAUCUUUAUCACACUUAUUCGUCAUUAUCCAGUUCUGUCUAGUCACUUGUCCACCUCCGCUUAAAGUUUACAAUUUUUCUCAGAUAUAUAUAUAUAUAUAUAUCAUGUUUUUAGGUAUCAUCUAACUGUUAUGUACAUAAUUGUAAUCAUAGUAUUCAAACGAAGCUUAUUGUUUAAUUUAUAUUGUGUAACUAUAUUCUGUUAUAAAGUGACUUUUUCUUUUUGCAUUCAUUCAUUUCGUUUCGUACAUUACUGACUUGCUAAAUAGGUUAUUAUUUCAUUUAUCUAAAGUAUAUUUAUCUUCAUUUGUUCAAAUUAUUCAAUUCAAUCUAUCUAUCUAUGUCAUACCAUACAAAAACUGUGUAUAUUCAUUCACCUGUAAAUAAUUAAAAGAAGAAAAUACUGUUAAUUAUUAAUUGAAUUGCAUUUCUUGAAAUAACUAAUUUUAUUUAAAACAGUCAUUUUGUUAAUAUGAAUUAAUCAUUAAUUCCUUAUUAAUUUAUUUUUUAUUUUCACAUUUUC
Messenger RNA from Schistosoma guineensis, 3265 nucleotides. Lineage: Eukaryota; Metazoa; Platyhelminthes; Trematoda; Strigeidida; Schistosomatidae. The record is from the annotation of a GenBank genome assembly.